CUUCACUUUAAGCCUGACAUCCCCAGCUCGGAGACAAGAUGAAAGCCCAUGAAAGGAGCCCCUGAGAUUGCAGCCGGAAUGAAUCAAGUGGAGCUGUGGUUGGGUGUUCUCUCUCUUCUGCCACUUGUGAUCCUUGUAAUGCUCUGUUCCAGGUGUAGACUAUUUGGGAAUCGCACUAUAAUCAGAGAGGAGACCAGGAAAACAGGUCAAAGUGUUCACAUAAAUGAAGACAAGAAACGAUUUGAAGUAGUUAGAUCAUAUACUGUAUCUCGACCAGAACAAACACCAAGGCCAGAACCAGCAAUGGGGAAUGUGGCUGCCACACAUCAUUCACUUUCACAAGUUCCACCAGCUUCAGGCAGCCCACCAAGCUACGGCAACCUAGCUAUUGCAAACCAAUAUGAACAUGAGCAGAAUUACAUAAAUCCUUUAGCUGCAGAAUAUUAUUGCUUCCCUGCGGAAUAUCUCAAACCUCCUCAUGAUGAUGAUUCAACUUCAUAUGAAAAUGUGGAGAUCAGGAAAACUGAGAGUCAUACAUCUGUAGAGUCAGGUGGGAGUUAUGAGAACUGUGAAUACGCCGUGAAAUGGAAGCUUCAGGAGAAACCAGAAGAAAAGAAAUAUGGGAAUAACUCUGAUGAAGAUGAAGAACCAGAUUAUGUUAACACCGUUCCUUGUCAGUCUCUGUAAAGCAUACAGAAAUCUGGGGGAAAAAAUCUUUAUAAUUCAGCCUUCUGCAGUCCGUGAAGUUAACUACUCUUUGCUGAACUCAAAUGAACUGUCGAAGAGGGAGAUAGUCUACAAAUCUCUGGAAAAUUCCUUCCUUUCUCCCAACGCAAGCUUUCUUUGUGUGUUUCUUAGUUCUGCUAAGAAUAUCUACAACAUCGACAGAUAUUUAGCAACAUCAUCUAUUAAUUUAUUUCUGCACAAGAAUCACAUUCUAAUGGUGCACUUUCCCACUGAAACGUGCUAAUUCUAGUGUUUCAACAACAUUUUCAUCUCAAUUGGAAGAUUUCAAUAAUGAUAUUCCAUAUCGAACCAAGUCCUGUGCCUCCUCUGGAAUUACUUAAGUGAUUCCAUUGCGUUUCCAUUAUGGCAACUAUUCAGGACUAUCUUUUUUUUAAAUUCACAAUUCAAUUCACAAACUGAGGACGAGAAAUAAUAGGACAUUAUUGGCAGAAUUGUAUUUUUUUAAAUUAAAUUAUUGUAUCUGUUAUUGAAUUUAAAUUGUAUUGAUUGAAGGUGAAUAGUUUAGAUUCAGUGUCCCAGACUCUACAAAUUAACCCAAAGUUAUUGAAGAGCAUCAGAGCUCUGGUGGUACUUAUUAAAAAUGGUGCCUUGUAUUAAGCCCUUCUGUAUCAGUGAUGCUCACUGAGGUCCUGUUAAGAAUAGCACAGAAUUUCAUUCAGUAUUCAUGGGUCAUGCAGUUCUAAAGAAAUCGGAACCUAUUUUAUGGAUCAAUGGAAAUCUCUGCACCAAUUUAUAAUCAAGCUGUUUUGUUCCUGUGUACUAACUUGUUCAACAUUUUACAUUUUGUAUAUUAAAUGAUUAAAAACA
Rhincodon typus (whale shark) is the source of this 1554-nucleotide messenger RNA. Its product is annotated as linker for activation of T cells family member 2. The record is from RefSeq and is a predicted model, not a curated record. NCBI's taxonomy places the organism in Eukaryota, Metazoa, Chordata, Chondrichthyes, Orectolobiformes, Rhincodontidae. Gene Ontology annotation, cellular component: plasma membrane. The coding region runs from base 49 to 687 and encodes 212 amino acids. Gene Ontology annotation, biological process: B cell receptor signaling pathway; B cell activation; calcium-mediated signaling. The transcript is spliced from 13 exons.